AUGACUUCAUUUCGACGAACAGCAGAUGUAGAAAGUGGUGACACCUUUGACGAGUUUACUUAUGAGGAAGAAGAGCUUAACGAAGUGAAAGGAUACUACAUCGUAGAAUCAUCAGACGAUAAGGUAGAAAUUUAUAAAAACCCCUGGAAGGAAGAGGCUGGUAGAGUUCAUAAUAAUGCUGAUGCUCUGUUCCGAAGACAAGAACCUAUAAAAGAAAGACAAGGAUCAGAAAGGUUUAAGAAGAGAAACGAUAAAUACGAGGAGCAUUGGAAAGAAAACAUAGAUGACAAAGAUGUAGAGAAAGAAUGGAACUGGUGGGAUAUAAAUAAAGAUAAUAAAUAUAGUGGUAGUAUGGACGAAGAAUUAGAUUAUGAAAAGUUAUAG
Molecule: messenger RNA, 384 nt
Organism: Cetraspora pellucida
Lineage: Eukaryota; Fungi; Glomeromycota; Glomeromycetes; Diversisporales; Gigasporaceae
Source: the annotation of a GenBank genome assembly